CGUCUCCAUCCAAGUUCAAUUUUGUGUCCACCCAAGUUCAGUUCUCCAUCCCAGUUCAAUUUCUUCUCCAUCCCAGUUCAAUUUCGUCUCCAUCUAAGCUCAUUUCCCAUCUUCCAUCAUUGCAGGUUAUAGGAUGUUUAGGAGAUCAAAAUCGUGCGACUCGUACCUCGACAAAGUCAGUCUGUGUUCUUUCGAAUACGGUCGAGCCAUUCGGUUCGUUGACAAUGUCUGUAUCACUGACAGAUUAGAGCCUUUGAUUUAUAAAGUUCCGAGGGUAAAGGAAGGUCUGCCGGAAGGGAGCAUCGAUAACUUGCUGAACGAUGGCAUACGGAACCAGAAGUUGGCGGACAAUCUGUGCUACCAGGAGUUGGCAUCACAGUCGGACCUCAGGAAGCAAGCGGAGCAGGAAGAUUACAAAGUAUCACCGAAAGAAGUGUAUGAAGCGCUGUUAGUGGAUCACUCCGUCCUGAACAUGGAAUUCAAGAAAAAAUUAAAGGAAUAUCGGAUUGACCUGAACGUGAAGCAGUCGGCUUGGGAAAAACUCAACACGGAAACCUUCCUUCCAAUGCUCACAGCUUUAAUGUAUACUUGGCUCGAGCACCUGAAGUUGCCUGUCCUAGAUGUCGAUGCCCUGUCCUAUAUUGUUCUCGCAUCGCAUAAGCCCGAAGUCUGUCUCAGGAAACUUGAUAAGGAGAUACGUUACACGCUGGAGUACUUACUGCGAUUCGUGGCAAGGCUCCACCCUCUGAGUAGAGCCCACCAGGAGAUGAUUCUGCGUAGGUUUAUGGCUUCGUUGACCCAACAGGCAGUGCCUGUCAGGGGGACACUUUUACCCGCUGGGAAAGGAUACACCAAACUGAGAGAAGGAACCCUUCGGAAAGUGACCGAGUUCAUCCAGAAGUUCUUCGAGCUCGUUUACAUGGAGACCAGAUCGGACAGCGCCGUUUCAGCCUCCUCCUCGACCACCGAGUACGAAGCCAGAAUCACUCCUCCGGGACAAGUCAGCACCCCCCCUCCGCAGGAGCCCGAGGACACGGUCAUGGCGGAAGAAGAAGAAGAGGAGUCUUAGGAGAUCGAUGAAAGGGGCCCUUCGAUAGGCCUAUGAUUUUUUUGCCCGGUUUUUUUGCAGUCUUUGUAUGUGGAAUCGGUGUCAUACGAGACCGUGAUUGGUCCUCGUGAUUUGGAUGUAUUUGUGAAUACAUCUGUUUCUCCCGCGUUUGGUCUGAGACCUAUACGAAGCCAAUCCUUCUCACUGUAAAUAUGGCCCUAGUACGGCUUACAUCGUCGAGAAAUAGGCUUAUUAAGAGAGAAGUGCAUUUGGGUGUUAUCCUUUGCAAAUGGACCUCUCAUCAAUAUCGGUUUUAGAUACAUCCUCACCAGAAGAUUCUUCUGUCAGUGUUAUCCGUCCAGCGCAUGCGCGUAUCCGUCCACCGGCGCAAUGUUGCAAUUGCUCUUACACAAACACACACACACAUACGAGACACAAGGCUUAUUUUCCAUAAGGCCACACACAGAGAAUUCAGUACUAUUCUCUUACACUUUUCCCUCUUAAAAAAAUCAUUGUUUCUGGUCACUUUAGUUCUAAGACUCAGAAGGAUCGGUCUAGAGCACAUGAAGUGGUCUAGAUGCUUCUCCUGCUUUCACAUCUCAUAAUCUCCUCCUCCCCCGCUUCUCCCACCUCCAACACUCACCAUCAUACUAUCACCUCCCUUCACUUCCACAUUCACAUCCACAUCACUUACCUUCAUGCUUCCACUUGAAUAUACGGAUCUCACCUUCGAGUUUGACCUGAAAGUCAUAAAAAGUUUGACCUGAAAGUCAUAAAACUAAGUCACUUCAUAAUAUUGUGCAUAAACACUUCGUAGAAAGGAAGAACAGUUUUAAAUACAGCUGCUUGUCAUCAGUUUUUAUGUGCAUAUUUAUUCUGUGCUAAGAUGUCAUACAGUAUACUUCCAUAAGACAGGUGAUCUAACCAUACAUUUAUAUGAAAAGGCAUUACCGAUAAAUUCGAGUUACUGUUCUAUGUAUCGCCUAAGAUAUAUCUCUCUGUCAUCAUGACAGAUUUUAACCAAAGGAUAUUUCUUUACCUAGUCAUAACUUUUAGGGAAAUUUUUAUCCUCAUCUUGUAGCAGCUUUGCAUCGAAGGAUGUUACAAGCUAAAAUUCCAAAACUAAAUUAUUAUGAAGUCCAUUUCAUUGGAAAUAGAUAUUUUGUAAAGAGCAGUUAUGCAAUCAGAAAAAAAGGCACUUUACUAGCACUACCAAUUCCGUCCACAAUCCGCUUAUUUCAAUAUAUCAAGUGCAUUCACAAGCACUUAUUGUUAGGCGUAGUAGAACUCGACAGCAAACCGCAGUGCCUGUAUAUAACCGUCCAUGUGUCAUACAUUGUUUCUGUGUUACAACAUGUAGUAAUACAUGAGAAUACAAUUAGUCUGUGGUGCCACUAAAUGUUGCUAUAUUUUGCAUUUUGCAGAAAGAAACCUUUGCCAAGACUCCCUUUUUAUUUUGUAGUGAUAUUUUGUAUAUGGUUAGGUAAUAUACGCAUAUAUAUAUAUAUAUAUAUAUAUAUAUAUAUAUAUAUAUAUAUAUAUAUAUACACGCAUUAAGGUCACAUUUCUUGAAAACGAGCCACUUUCUCUCUCUCUCUCUCUCUCUCUCUCUCUCUCUCAGCUCAUAUAUUUUAGGGUUACCAGGUCCACUACUAAGGAUUUAGUCUUCAGAAACUUAUUGUUUUAAAAUCUGUAGAACUUAUUACAAUGUGUUUAGAAAUAAGUUCACUUAUAACAGCUUUUUGGUUCGCCUUACGUUUUAACGUAAGUGUCCUAUUUUGCAAAACUAUUUUAUUCACUGCAUAAAAAAGGAAGUCACCACUGAGAUUAUAAUUGUGUACUCUAUAGAAAAUAUUUUUCCAAAGGGGAUUUGUUAUCGUUGGUACUCUUCUGACAAGGAACUUCCUCAUCUGGGCUGAUUUUGGUAAAUUUGUAGACUGUUGUACCCCUCCUGAAAUGCACAAAUUAGGUUAAGGUUUAUGAAGUUCUUGUUGCUUUCUACUGGAAGUUAAGACCUGUCAUUUUCCCUUGGCAAUUAUAAAAGGCUUCGAUCUGUGAGGAGUCCUCUCGUUUCCCGCUAUUUUUUAACUCAAGAUCUUGUCACCAGAUGACGCAGUAUUCGCUGUGAGAUCCCGACACAAGCCUCGUACGACCGUGAAGAAAA
This is a messenger RNA of Macrobrachium nipponense, 3212 nucleotides long. RefSeq lists its product as uncharacterized. The record is from RefSeq and is a predicted model, not a curated record. The transcript has 6 exons. Bases 134 to 1069 code for a protein of 311 amino acids. NCBI's taxonomy places the organism in Eukaryota, Metazoa, Arthropoda, Malacostraca, Decapoda, Palaemonidae.